UCUCCAAAAUUCCGUUAUUCUUUUCCAUUUCUCCUCCAUCACCGAACCCCCCAACAUUCACCCCUUCAGUCCUUUAACGGUCAGGUACAGAUUCAUUCACAAACUACACUAAACUAAAAUCUCCAACGUCCAACCUAGAAGUCAGCCAAAUCCAACGGCCAAAAUGGCUCAUUUGACUCGCCGGACCGCGGAUCUCUUGAAACCCUUCUCCGUCGCACUUUCCUCCAUGCGCCUCCUCACCACCACCUCCACCACCCCAAUCACCGUCGAGACAUCUCUCCCCUUCACUGGCCACAAGAUCGAUCCGCCGUCUCGCUCCGUUGAGACCACUCCUCAGGAGCUUAUGACCUUCUUUCGCGACAUGGCUCUUAUGCGUCGGAUGGAAAUCGCCGCCGACUCUUUAUAUAAGGCGAAAUUGAUUAGGGGAUUCUGUCACCUUUACGAUGGUCAAGAAGCAGUGGCAGUGGGUAUGGAGGCCGCGAUUACCAAGAAAGAUUGCAUAAUCACCGCAUAUCGUGACCACUGUAUUUUCCUCGGUCGCGGUGGAACCCUUCUCGAAUGCUUUUCGGAGCUUAUGGGGCGAAAGGAUGGGUGUUCUAAAGGGAAAGGAGGCUCGAUGCAUUUUUACAAGAAGGAUAGUGGUUUUUAUGGAGGGCAUGGGAUCGUGGGGGCACAGAUUCCAUUGGGCUGUGGAUUGGCUUUUGCACAGAAAUACAGUAAAGAUGAGAAUGUGACAUUUGCCUUGUACGGUGAUGGUGCAGCGAAUCAGGGGCAGUUGUUCGAGGCCUUGAAUAUGGCUGCUUUGUGGGAUCUGCCUGCGAUUCUGGUCUGCGAGAAUAAUCACUAUGGGAUGGGGACAGCAGAAUGGAGGGCAGCAAAGAGUCCAGCUUAUUACAAGAGAGGGGAUUAUGUUCCUGGUUUGAAGGUAGACGGUAUGGAUGUCUUUGCUGUUAAACAAGCAUGCAAGUUCUCCAAGGAGCAUGCUUUGAAGAAUGGACCAAUUAUCCUUGAAAUGGACACUUAUAGGUACCAUGGGCACUCCAUGUCUGAUCCGGGAAGCACAUACCGCACACGUGACGAAAUCAGUGGCGUGAGACAGGAGCGUGAUCCAAUUGAAAGAAUUAGGAAGCUUGUUCUAUCUCAUGAUGUAGCCACUGAAAAGGAGCUAAAGGACAUUGAGAAAGAAGUGAGAAAAAAUGUAGAUGAAGCCAUUGCACAAGCUAAGGAGAGCCCAAUGCCGGAACCUUCUGAGCUUUUUACUAACGUGUAUGUGAAAGGCUAUGGAGUUGAGUCCUUUGGAGCGGAUAGGAAAGAGCUGAGAGCUGUGCUUCCAUGAGUCAAAUCAACAAGAAACACACGAACUGCCGUUAUACUCAGAAACUUGGACGAACAUGGAAUAAAACAUAGAUUAACUUUGGAAAUAAAAGUUGCAAUAUGAAAUUCUUAACGUACUUGCUCGGUUUUGCACGUUCUCCUUUUUCUUGGUUUUCGCCUUUUGUUUUCUACUCCUGUGGAGAUUAGGAAUGAUUCGUUUGUGUUACUGUUGUUACACUUGUAUGUUAUAAUUUUUGGCAGUGGAACUGAUUUUUUCCAUGAUAAUUUCGGAUACAUAGUUCCUUGUGCCUAUUAAUUCUGAAUGUAUUGACAUGUAUAGCAUGGCACAUGUAAGGCUGUUUGACUAAUUUCUAGCGCAAAUUUUAAAGGUAGAGUUUUUUUUUU
Molecule: messenger RNA, 1719 nt
Organism: Olea europaea var. sylvestris
Lineage: Eukaryota; Viridiplantae; Streptophyta; Magnoliopsida; Lamiales; Oleaceae
Product: pyruvate dehydrogenase E1 component subunit alpha, mitochondrial-like
Exons: 8
Coding region: 164-1336 (390 amino acids)
Biological process (GO): pyruvate decarboxylation to acetyl-CoA
Cellular component (GO): intracellular membrane-bounded organelle
Molecular function (GO): pyruvate dehydrogenase (acetyl-transferring) activity
Source: RefSeq, a predicted model, not a curated record